AGGUGGUUUCUUGCACAUGAAGUGUGAGGAGAUUAAGAUGGCGGUUAAUGGAAAGAGUCUGUUUUUCCUGAUGCUUCUUUUUCUUAAAAGCAGAGGUCAAGAACAAGGCUUCAAUGACAAGAUGACUCUCAAUCUCCCUGAUUCCUACAACAUUGGCUGGAUGCAAACUCUGGAUGAUCACCAGUUGAUUUCUGACAUCACCAUUCCUGGUACCCAUGACACCAUGGCUCUUUAUGGAGGACCGGCGGCAGAAUGCCAGGCAUGGUCUCUGGAGGACCAGCUGAAGGCUGGGAUACGCUACCUGGAUCUGAGAGUGUUUGCUUUUGAAAAAAAGUUGUAUGUCAUGCACGGAGUGAUUUAUGAACAUUCAUCUUUCCCCAAGGUUCUUAAUACGAUCAAGGCAUUUCUGUCUGAAUUCAGGAGUGAAACGGUGCUCGUCCGAGUAAAACCUGACUUGUUUGAUAAAAGCGAUGUUCAGGAGCUGAUUCAAAACAUGAUCGAAAAUGACAGCGAUAUCUGGUUUCAAUCUUUGAUACCAACAAUGGGUGAUGUUAGAGCGGCACAGGCAUUGGUACACUGGGAGGGAUGCUUUUAACACCUAAAAGAAUAGCUAAGGAAAUCGACCCCUGGCU
Molecule: messenger RNA, 632 nt
Organism: Triplophysa rosa
Lineage: Eukaryota; Metazoa; Chordata; Actinopteri; Cypriniformes; Nemacheilidae
Product: 1-phosphatidylinositol phosphodiesterase-like
Exons: 4
Coding region: 17-595 (192 amino acids)
Biological process (GO): lipid metabolic process
Molecular function (GO): phosphoric diester hydrolase activity
Source: RefSeq, a predicted model, not a curated record